This is a messenger RNA of Oryza brachyantha (malo sina), 1287 nucleotides long. Its product is annotated as transcription repressor OFP13. The record is from RefSeq and is a predicted model, not a curated record. The transcript has a single exon. The coding region runs from base 80 to 805 and encodes 241 amino acids. NCBI's taxonomy places the organism in Eukaryota, Viridiplantae, Streptophyta, Magnoliopsida, Poales, Poaceae. Gene Ontology annotation, biological process: negative regulation of DNA-templated transcription.
CCCUGUCUUAAAGCCGCGCACCAAACCCCUUCUUCCGCUUGACCGCUCCUCCGGCCGGCUCACCUUGAAACCCACAGCAAUGGUAAUCGGAAGGCUGGCCUUGAGCUCUCUCUUCCACAACAAGGCCAGGGACGCCUCGCCGUCCCCGCCACCCGCUCCGGCUACCGCACCUCCCUGGGUUUGGCCGUCCUGCAAGAACCCAAGAACGCAAUCCUUCCACGCGGCGCCGCCGCCCCCGGGCACCAGGACCAUCGCCUCCAUCUUCCUCGACUCCGCCGAGUCCUCCUUCACGGCCUCCUCCGCUCGGCAAGACUGCUCCGACAGCCUCUCCACGGCGUCCGAGGCGUCGGCCGCGGGGGGCGACGGCGCCGACACGGUGACGGCGGACGACGCCAUCGUGCGUGGCCUCCGUUCCUCCGACCGGCUCCUCUUCGACCCGAGCGCGUCUGCCACGAGCUCCAUCCUGGAGCACAAGUCGGCGGGCGCCGGCGGCGAUGCCUUCAUCGGCGGCGUGGCGGUGGCGUUCGAGUCCGAGGACCCGUACGUGGACUUCCGGGUGUCCAUGGAGGAGAUGGUUGUCGCGCACGGGGUCGGGGACUGGAGCUGGCUGGAGGAGAUGCUGGGGUGGUACCUCCGCGCCAACGGCAAGGACACGCACGCCGCCAUAUUGGCAGCGUUCGUCGACGUCAUCGUCGGCAUCGCCGACCCCGCCCUCGCGUCCUGCUCGUCGCACCGGAGCUCUUCUUGCACGAUCACGGAGGAGUCGUCGUUGGACAUCGCCGAGACGGCAAAACUUACCGUGUAGCAAGCUGAUCCUUUCAUUUGGACUGAACCAAAUGGUGAUUGUGCUAAUCUCUGGUGUUAAUCUCAUCGAGGUUGAUGGCAUAUACUAGUCUACCGGUCGGAUCAAAAUGUUCCAUUUCAUUAGCCUAACUCUUCCUACAUGCUAGGGGAUUUUGAGCGUGCAUGUGAUCGUCGUUGUACGUAUGUAUGAUCAUGAGGUCCUGACGAUACGGUAAAAAAAAAAAGCAGUAGAUUUUGUAGGACAACAGAGCAAAUGAGUAUGGAGCAAAGUGUGGCCGGUGGUAGUGCUGGUGCGUCGUGCCCACCGCCCAACAGUGCGCGUGGCUUGCAGCUAAGUUAUCAAUGAUUACGUGAUGCGUAUGGAACAGUACCGUACAGUAGGAUUUGUCGCCAAGGUUUGCAAACAGUAGAGUACAACGCAAGUCCAACACGUACCACUGUGCCAGGCAGCCAUUCGAGCUCACGAAUAGUAGUCGGAAAAAG